ACUUCCAUUUCCUGGUACAGUCGGCGGCGGAUCAGCUGCAUCCCAAACACCACAGAGUGAGCGUCCCCGUCGGGUUUCUCUUCGUCUUGGCACACUCCAAACUACCAGGCUACCAUGUCCCGAUAUGCUGCAUUUGUUUUAUUCCUAUUCCUCGGGUUCGAAAUCUACCUCUCACAAGGUAUUGAGGUGAAAGUCAACGACAAAGAUGACAAGUUAUGUCUCUACGCCAAUCUAAUGGUCAACUUCUCAGUUGAAUAUGAAACAAAGGACAAUAAGAAUGUCACAGCUGAGUUUACGAUCCCUGAUGCUUUCACAUCAAGUGGAAGUAGCUGUGAUACAAAAACCUCAACGCUGAAGAUUAACUUUGGAGAUGGGCACUCAUGGAGCGUUAACUUCAGCUUGAGUAAUAAAACAUACCAGGCAGACUCCAUCACCUUUUCCUACAAUCUCAGCGACUCAACCAUCUUCCAUGAUCCUUUAUCAAAUGACACCGUGACUGUCAACACGCAGCCUCACAUUUCAGAUGUAGUUAUGGACACCUGCUACUCUUGCAAGAGUAAAGAAAUAUUUACAACUGAUGCAGUCAGUCAGACUCUGUGGAACGUCCUCAUACAGGCUUUUGUCGUCAACGGCUCCAAGAGUGAAAACAUUACCUCCUGUUCUGCUGACAUACCUGUGACCCCCACCACUGUUGCUCCCACCACUGUUACCCCCACCACGCAUACCACUGCUGCUCCUGUCACAAACGUCACCACCCUGCCUCCCACUACCCCAACCCCAACCCCUCCCCCCGCCAUACCCCCAACUGGGAGGUACAGCAUCAAGCCAGAUGAGAACAGCACAGAAGCCUGUCUGUUGGCUGACUUUGGCCUGCGGAUUGGUUUGAAGCAAGGAGAGAAAUAUGAGGAGAUGAAUCUUGACACUAAUGGGACCAAAGUCUCUGGAUUCUGUGGCGUCAACAACAGUGAGCUGGUACUGGAGUUUGCCACAGUGACCAUGGUGUUCUCUUUCAUCAAUGAAUCUCAGAGAUUCCGCCUCCAUGCUCUAAAUGUCACCGGAAAGAUGAGCUCUGGUGUGGCGUUUUCAGAAGUGAACACCAACCUGAGUCUGUGGGAGACGGCUCUGGGCAGCUCCUACAUGUGUAACAAAAAGCAGAACGACACCAUCACCAACCAGCUCAGUCUCUUCACUUUCGACCUUCGAGUGCAGCCUUUUGGAGUCAAAAAGGGUGUUUUCAGUACAGCCCAGGAAUGUUCAGGGGAUGACACCAGCAUCUUAAUCCCAAUCAUUGUUGGCGCUGCUCUGGCUGGCUUGAUUCUCGUUGUAGUGAUCGCUUACGUGAUUGGUCGAAGAAAGACAUAUGUUGGAUAUCAGACCCUAUAAAAUCAGUUUGUAAUCACUCCUGAAAUAUCACGGGGUUCCCAAGCCUGGUCCUUUGGUUUCAUGUGAAGAUGUUAAAUUGGGACAUGGUUAGUUUAUCUAAGAGUUGAAACAGAUUUCCUGAACAGAAAAUGUUGUGAAAGGUUGCUUUUGUCUGGUUGACUGUUAAAGUUAUCACUCUGAGAUAAGACCUGCAGCAUUUUCAGAUGAUGUUAUUCAGUAAAAAGCAAAGUCCAUGUAGAUAUGGAAGCAUCAGGGUUUCUCCUCAAGGACCAAACUUGUUUACCCCCUGUUUUGUGUUUUUUUUUUUGUUUGUUUUAUUGUGUUUUCUGGAUGUUUUGUCUUCCCUUUUUGUUGUCGUUUGUAAAUGGGCAAGUGUCAGAUCCACAGAAACCUUUUUUAGUACAAUUAAAAUUGGCACUUUCAUACAAAAAGCAAGCUAUCACCAACACAUUCAUCAUGCAGAGCACAAGUUUCUUGGACUUCUACAGUUACAGUAUCUGAACAUAGAUUUCUGUAACAUGAUGUGUGGUUUAAGUUAAAUGCUGUUUCUCCAGGUGCAGGAUCAUACACUUGCUUUAAAUACAUUCCCUUUUGUUUGCUUUUGUGAUUAUUUCAUCUAUAUGCACAUUUUAGUUUUUGCUGCCUUAAUGAUUUGACUUUCCAUCCCCAUAUAAUAAAUUACAGUAUCCUCGUGUCAGGGAGACAGUUUCCAUAGCGGCCAAUAGAAUUAUCUUUACAAAUAAGAAGAGUAGGAGUUCUUAUUCUCAGAAAUUCAUUAACGUUGAUGAAGGUCUCCUCAUUUGGAAAAAGAAUUCAAAGGAGAUUUUUUUUCCCCUGUAGAGCAGGAGGAAUACAUGUGCUGUUUAUUCAACUCUGUUAGUGUGAAAUCUGAAUGUGGAAAAAGUAACCAUUUUCAACAAUAAUAGACCUUUGACAUGUUGGGCAGGAAAAGUGUAGAUACAACUAUAAACGUACAUACAACAGUUAAUUUGUUUUUAAUGUGUCACAAUGAGUCGGUGUGCACCAAACUCGCUCCCUUCAACUCACAAAAUGAUGUGAAAUUAAGCCAUUUCUUAUGUUAUUAAUUAUAUUUAUCCUUUUCUUGUUCCAAUAUGUCAAGUUGUCUGAUGUGUAAAAGUUGUUUUUUUUUUUUUUUUUUUUUUUUUUUUUUUUUACACUUGCACAAUCUCAAAUCAGAGAGAAUCAGAAUCUCAAAAAGGUCAGCUGUUUUAUUUGAGAGCAUUACAUGUUUUGGCAUUAGGUUUAGAAAAGGGAUAGUUUUAUUAUGUAGAUAUUCCCUUUGGGCACAGAUAACGCUGAGCAGAGGAUAUUUACAUAUGAAUGCACUAAGGCACUCAUUGCAUUAUGCAUAUAUUGAAAGUGUGUCACAUUGUUUCACCUGUGUAUAGGUUUAGUCUGGGCUCUGAAGGCUGCAGCUGGAUCUGGGGACGUUAAAGCCCCUGGAGACCUGGUUUCAAAUCGUAAAGUCUCUACGACAUUUCGCAUUUACUGAGAAAACAGGACAGUCAUGAUUCAGAGAAAAACAUGUCCUCAGGUCUGUUUCUUCCAGGAGGAGUUUUUACUCUUCCUGGAAUAGUUCAGACACAAGAUUAGACUGCUGACAUUCCCUAAAUAAUACAAAAAACCAAACUUCUGCAUCAGGAAGUAGCAAAUGAAUUCCCUCUUUAUAUAGUGUAGGCCACUUUAAUUAAUCAAAACGUAUUGUAUCUGUAUUGUCCUCAAAUUUCGUUUCCUACAGUUUCAUUCAUUAUUAUCCAUUGUAAUUACGCUGUAGGGUUUUUAUGCAUCUGUUCUGAUUGGUCCACUGAGUCAAAUGUAAAAUCUAAAAUGACCAAAACUUUAGGCAGAUUAUUUUGAACCGCAUUCCCCUAAUAAGAAAACAGAGAUGAGGUGUUCAGAGCCUUUGUUGGUGCCGGUUGCAGUGAAGCAGUAUCAGGGGUAUAUUCCAGCUUCUGAAUACGUGUAUUUGUAACGAUAGUAAGCCGAUGUGACACGCGAUAGCUGCUGUGUAUUGUUGCUUUACACCAGAGUGCUGCGUACUGUCAGCCCUGUUCCAGCUCUACAGGACUUGAGCUACGCUGGCAGAAAUUGACUUUAAAUAUGAGAACAGUUAGAGCUAUGUUGCUUAAAACAUUUCAUCUCCCAGGAUGUUGUAUUUGUGUAUGAAUAAUUGAGCUUUGAUUUUUGCUGUCUUGUGUAUUUUGGCUUUAUUCAAACUGUGUAGCCUUAAUUACAAGGAUGGUUUUGCAGCAUGAGUAUAAAGGUUAAUGUUCACAACAUUCACCUCAGUUAAUCUAAACAACAGGUAUUUGUAUGUUCUGUGGUAUGUCAUGCACUUUCUUGUUUCUAAAGUUAUGAUUCCCCUCAUUUAAUUGUCCAGUCUCUAAAAAAAAAAAAAAAAAAAAAAACUGUUUAUUAAAGGGAAUUUGUGCUGCAGGACCAUCCUGAAAAUAUCAGUUAAUGUGUGUUGUCAACUCAAAUGACUGCUGAUUUCAUCUCCAUCUUGACGCUGUUGGCUGCAUUAAACUGGAUUGCACAUUGUGUCAGAUUGAAAUGGAGCAUUUUAGUAUUUUUGUGCAAAUAAAAAUGCAUUGGUGUCCAGGA
Messenger RNA from Sphaeramia orbicularis (orbiculate cardinalfish), 4008 nucleotides. RefSeq names its product lysosomal-associated membrane protein 2 (gene lamp2). The record is from RefSeq and is a predicted model, not a curated record. The transcript has 9 exons. Gene Ontology annotation, biological process: establishment of protein localization to organelle. Gene Ontology annotation, cellular component: lysosomal membrane; plasma membrane; late endosome membrane. Lineage: Eukaryota; Metazoa; Chordata; Actinopteri; Kurtiformes; Apogonidae. Bases 115 to 1383 code for a protein of 422 amino acids.